UUCAGGUCGCAGUCUCCUCUGGAGGCGUGGGUUCGAAUCCCACUUCUGACAACAACCUUUUCGUUUUUUUUUUAAAUCUUUUUGUUCUUCUUCAACACGACGAGAACGUGUUGUUGUUGAAAGCGACUGUUUUCCGUCUAUUUCAUAAAAGAGAUCAGUUACCAGUGCGAAGUCACGAAGAAAUGAAACAUGGCGGACUCGGAUGGGAGACAGGUUGACAGCAUCAACAAUGCUACAGAUGGAGAUGUAAAGUUGCACGAAAUUGCACUGGCAAAGAAUGAAGGGAAGGAAUUGACCAAAGAAGAAAAGCAGCGUCUUAGGAAAGAGAAGAAGCAGCAUAAAAAGAGUAAAAAAGAUGACAAGGGUCCUCCAGAGAAGGAAAAGGAGAAAGAGAAAGCAUCAGUACCAGCUCCGUCAAAACCUGCCACACAGAGCCCAGCACAUAAAGCGGCUCCUGCACCUGUAAAUGCAUCUGCUUCUGAAUCUCCUGCGGCUGCAGAGAAGCCUGCCAAGAGCAAAGCGGAACUGCGAGCAGAGCGUCGGGCACGGCAAGACUCAGAUCGAGCAUCAAAACAGGGCAAGAAAGAAGGGGGGCAGCAAUCUGCCUCCAGCAAGCCUAAAGCUACCCCUAAUGAGCUUCAGCCAGUAGUGAAAAGGUUACCAGAGCACGUUCAGGUGGACGACCCUGCUGCAUUGAAGAAGUUGGCCAAAAAGCUUGAGAGGCAGCAGGUUCCUUUGAGGUCAGAUUAUGGAUACAAGGUCAGCCUGUUCUCACAUCUCCACCAAUACAGCCGGAAAAACCCUCCCACCCAGCAAAUCAGCAUCCCUGCCACAGUUAUUCACCCAUCCAUUGUUCGCUUGGGCCUGCAGUACUCUCAGGGCAUUAUAGCAGGAUCCAAUGCUCGAUCUGUGGCCCUACUACAUGCCUUCAAACAGGUUAUUCAAGACUAUAACACACCUCCAAAUGAGGAGUUGUCAAGGGACCUUGUGAACAAGCUGUCGCCCUAUAUCAGUUUUCUCAGCCAGUGUCGACCCCUUUCGGCCAGCAUGGGCAAUGCCAUCAAAUACAUCAAGAAGGAAAUCUCAAAUAUACCAAGUCAAUGCAAAGAAGAAGAGGCCAAAGGGGAACUGCAGGCAUGUAUUGAUAGUUACAUAAAUGAGAAGAUCAUUUUGGCUUCUGAAGCCAUUUCUAAGUAUGCUAUUGAGAAGAUAAGUAAUGGAGAUGUCAUUCUUGUUUAUGGCUGCUCUUCACUUGUCAACCACAUUCUGUGCGAAGCUUUUGAAAAGCAGAGGAAGUUCAGAGUCAUAGUUGUGGACAGUCGGCCCAGACUGGAGGGCAGAGAGACGCUGAGGCGUCUGGUGAAGAAAGGCAUCCGAUGUACUUACGUGCUCGUAUCUGCCUUGUCCUACGUUCUGCCUGAAGUAUCCAAGGUAUUUCUUGGUGCCCAUGCACUCCUUGCUAAUGGAUAUGUGAUGUCACGUGUGGGAACUUCCCAAAUUGCCCUGGUAGCAAAAGCCUACAAUGUACCAGUGCUGGUCUGCUGUGAGACCUACAAGUUCUGUGAACGAGUACAGACGGACUCUUUUGUAUCCAAUGAAUUAGAUGACCCUGAUGACCUGAUUGUUACCAGAAAUGGAAAGACCCACCUAGAGAACUGGCAGACUGUUAAAUCACUGGGGCUUCUGAACUUGGUGUAUGACGUGACGCCACCGGACUUUGUGGACCUUGUAAUCACUGACUUGGGCAUGAUCCCCUGCACCUCUGUGCCUGUGGUACUGCGAGUCAAGAACGUAGAUCAGUGAAGAGCAGACGAACACGGUUCUGCUUCCCUCUUGCAUCUGCACAUAAGAAUCUGUGCACACGGGCUUCUGGCACCCAAUAAACAUAUCUAUGAAAUGGAACAAGCUUUUCAAAUAAAGCCACAGUUUAUGUCCUCACUAGUGGGAUCUAUUUAAUUUCAAAUUGUAUAACUGGUCCAAUUCCAGUUUCUAAAAAAGUCCACCUAAUGAGAUUUUCUUUGGAAAAUUCUCAAAUUAAUACUUAGAAUUGUUGUACACAAGAUCAAGAAUGUCAGAUAGCUUUGUUAUUGUGUCAGAUCCACGAAAUUCAAGAAAGUGUCUGUAAACCCUGUGUUUUCAAUUUUGGCCCAUCAUGGUGAGUGUAUAGAUAUAAACAUCUAUCAUCCUUUUUUGGAUAGUUUCUGUUGCCGAAGCCCUUUCAUAGAUGUGAAAAGGGAAAAAGAACAUGGUGCAAAUGUGUGUAAGAUCAUGCAAAAGCUGAAUGUGUUGCAUAAGAGGUUUUGUUUGUAUUCCCAAAACCUUGGAAACGCUACAGAAAAAU
Sinocyclocheilus anshuiensis is the source of this 2341-nucleotide messenger RNA. RefSeq names its product translation initiation factor eIF-2B subunit delta-like. The transcript has 14 exons. The record is from RefSeq and is a predicted model, not a curated record. NCBI's taxonomy places the organism in Eukaryota, Metazoa, Chordata, Actinopteri, Cypriniformes, Cyprinidae. Bases 190 to 1803 code for a protein of 537 amino acids.